AUGAUGAGAGGAAUUCUUGAAGUACUUGUUGUCAAUGCAAAAGGCAUCAUUCACACCAAUCUUGUUGGAACACCUUCUUACUAUGUGAUCAUUGAGUGUGGCACUCAGACUCGAAUAACCAAAGUUUCAUCAGGAAAACAUGAGAAACCUAGGUGGAAUGAGAAAUUCAUAUUUAAUUUGUCAGAGUUUGAUUGCAAGAAUUCAACCUAUCUUAAAUGUAGAAUCAUGGAUAAAGAACUCUUCAGAAAUGCUGGAUUUGUUGGUGAAGCCAAAAUUUUCAUAGGUGGAAUUUUAUUGGAAGGAAGUGAGCAGGGAGACAUAGAAAUAGAACCAGCUGCAUAUAAUGUGGUUCUUCAAGAUCACACUUACAAAGGACAGAUAAAGAUUGGAUUUAAAUUCAUUGCUAAUAAUAAUAAUGAAAAGUACUUGAUGGAGAAACCAGACCAAUUCAAGGCUUUUGAGAAGAAGGAAUCAUCCAAUUCAAUUUUUGGAUGGAUUUGGAGAAUAUCAUUGUGGAAAAUCUUGUUUUUCUGUCAACACAAAAGUUCUAAAAGUCAUUAG
This is a messenger RNA of Vigna angularis (adzuki bean), 561 nucleotides long. RefSeq names its product elicitor-responsive protein 3. The transcript has 5 exons. Lineage: Eukaryota; Viridiplantae; Streptophyta; Magnoliopsida; Fabales; Fabaceae. The coding region runs from base 1 to 561 and encodes 186 amino acids. The record is from RefSeq and is a predicted model, not a curated record.